AGAACAGGAAAAGGUUCUGCAGUAUGGAUCGAACUAUCGGGUUCAACAGCUCAUCAGAGAGCUUGACAGGUGACAUGCCACUGAGGAAAACCUUGGGGAGACAUUUCAUUUCUCCCUAACCAUGGACUUCCACGAAAGGCAGGAGGUGGAGGAGGGCACUGGAGACGAGGAUGAUAACUUUUCAAGCUAUAUGGAUGACAAUGGUGUCAUUGGAAUGGAGGACCAAGGGGAUCUGGGAUUCGAUGAGCAAGAUAUUCUGACCCAGGAGGAACAAAGGUCUUUUGGACAACUGGAACAACGGAUACUAGGAUUAGAUGAGAAGUUGGUUUUACAACUAGGUGAGCAAGAUAUGGCCUAUCCAGAAGCCCCAUCAGAUGAAGACCGGUCUGGCAUGCAGAACUGGGAAGAACAAUUUAGUUUUUCUCAGAUGGCUGAAGAGAGAAGCCAAGAUUUAUUGGAAAUAGAAAACUCAAGAUAUAGCGAUAUUAUCACUGAUCAACAUGAUACAGAUGGUUUAAGCCUUGAGGAACAUCCUGAUACUUCACUAUCUUUGCCACCACCGUUAGACUGGCGGCCUCCUAGCAGAGACCAACAGCUGGACAUGACGGAAGAUGAACAGGAUCGAGGUAGUUCCAUCGGAAAAUUGGAAGAGGAAGACCCGGAUAGUUAUAGUCAAGGUCAAUCUGAUCUUCCCUAUGAUGACAGUCCUAGUCAUGAGAGGUUUGAGGAAUAUGGCCAAACAACAGCUGACGAAGAGCAGUGGGACAACCCUCCUAUGUCAUCAUUGGAGGAAAGUUACUUGCAAAACCCAAGGACUCAAGAAGAUGAACCCACCGCCUUUUCUCUAUAUCCAUCUCCUCAUCCCAUCUCUAACUCUUGGGGUUCUAAACUUAUUAAUCAACUUGGUGGAUUAAGUGUGUCCCCUCGCAUAGAGGAUGAAACUCUACCAGAAUCCUCUUGCACAGACAGUAUGGAAGGCCAAGCCCCCAUUUCAUCAGGAGACUUCAGAAGAGUAGCUUUUAACCAGUCGAAAGACAAACAAUCAGAGUCUGCCUAUCCAACAUCUACACCACUCAGAACGUGGAAUGCAGGUGACACCAAUAUGAUGAGGUCAAGCAAAUCUUCAACUGCCCCUCUAUAUGGUAGGGGUCAAUUGAAUUAUCCUCUUCCAGACUUUUCCAAAGUUGGUCCCAGAGUUAAAUUCCCUCGUGAUAAUGAAAGUUAUCGCCCUCCACCAUCAAGAAAAUUAGACACUCCCAAAAAAGUGACUCCUGUCAUUUUCAAGUCACCUGCUGAAAUAGUGCGGGAGGUCCUGCAGAGUAGUACAGACACACCCAUCCAGGAACCAAUAGUGCCACGCACUGUACCUCAAGAAUUUCAGACCCCCAAACAAGCCACUGAGCUUGUCCAUCAGCUUCAGGAGGAUUAUAACAAGCUUCUCACUAAGUACGCUGAGGCUGAAAAUACCAUUGACCGUCUGCGACUAGGAGCUAAAAUAAACCUGUACUCUGACCCCCCAAAGCCAAGUCACAGUGUGCAGAUGGGUACAGUGCUUCAUGGUUCAAAAAUCAUGGAGUUUACCAUUCCUCAAGUGCAUAAAGCGACUUUCGAUAGCAUUAGUGGGGAAGAUGGAAUAACGCCUGAGAGUCCUGAUUUCCCUGCACCUACCAGUCCCCCCUUACCUGAGAUGCUUAGUACCUGUACCUCCCCAGUUAACACACCGAUGGACACCCCAAGCACCCUCAGUUCUAACAUAGAAUUACUUCAACAAGAGCUUGAUCAUUUUGAGAAACUGCUAAAUGAUGGACGUCUGACCCCAGGAGAACAGCAACAGGCUCUGUUGGAGCUCCGUGGGUCUCUUGAAGUGUUGGAGCAACAGUAUUUGAAUGCUCAAGGGCAAUACCGUCAGUGGCAGCAAGACCCCAGUUCUGGCUACCCACCGGAGGAACUUGAUCCCAACAGGGUUCUUGAGACAGCAAUAUUUGAACUGGGGGUUCAUCUGGAUGACUUACAGGACAAGGUACAAGACCUGUCGGUGCCCAAGCGCUCCCCAGAAUUAGAUAUCCGCAGUGAUGGAACAACUUUCAAUGAUCCUCUACAUGCAGCCCCAGUGCCAUCGGCUGUAACUCCCAUUCCAGCACUUCUAACCCCAUAUCCAGAGACACCCCCACCCACUCAGCCACCAGGGCACACUGAAACAGAUCAGGUAUUGGAGAAAAAAAAAAAGACAGACUUGGCAGAGGAUUUGCCGCAGCCAUUACGCCACAAACAAAUGCAGGUGGAAAAAGAAUAUGACAGCCUACUCUCCACGUACAAUAAUUUUAAGACUCUUCCUGAUGCCCUGGGUUUAGAGCAGGAUGAGUGGCCUCAUUUCCAUCAGAUGGAUACCAGGCCUCACCAACAUGCUCAGAUGACUGAUGAUCAAGACCACCAAAAACCUGAUAGGUCCGAGCAUCAACCAAAAACAGAGAGACGAGGGAGCCGCGCACAGUCUGUCAGAUUGCAACCUCGUCCCAGAGUUCUAAGACAAAAUGACCAUUUACAUGAUGUCAGUCCAAGGAGUAAAGAACAACAUGUCAGAAUAGAGGAAUCACCAAGAAUUUCUAAACUCCAGAACCAUGUACAGCCUGUCAAACCUGAGCCUAAGGAAACCAGACCGUUUAAUGCUCACAAACUCAAAGCUUCACCCAGAGGACAACAGGAAACGUUUCCAGGACAAGAGGAAAAGAAGUCUUCUCCAGAAGCUCAAACCUACACAAGGACCAAGAGUGCACCACAGAGUUCAAAGGGUUCAGUACAACGCGUUUCACUGAGCUCACCCUCUACAUCCCAGUUAAGAGAAAAGGCCUCCCGGAGCCGAGUAAACGAACAGUCUGUAAGUGGAGAUAGUAUGAGAGGCUCCAAUUCACGGAGAAGUAGCAUCAGCAGCAAAAGUGUCAGCUCUUCAGCUCAGAAAGAGAAACCCAAGGAUAAAGGAAGCUCUGCACAGGACAGGAUUGUGUCUCCAGAAACAGAUAGCGGUUUCCUGGGGUCAGAAAGUGGACAAUCUCCUCUACAAAAACAGCGGAACCGGCUGCAACAAAUCAGGGAAGCACCACCAGCUGUAAUAAUUUCUUCCACAAAUUCUCCUCCAAGGACUGAGUCUGAGCCCUCUAGGAUGGAAAAUGAUAAAUUCAGGAUACACAAGACUUCGUGGGGUAAAAGGGAGGAAGGUAACCGGUGGCUGGGACCAUCUGAGGUCAGCUCACCCUCCCCAGGACCUAAGAGUCUGACUGAGAGUGAGGGCAGAGAGCAGAGUCAGGCCAGUGACACAGAUUCUGAAAGAGAUAGAUGCAGUGACAUCGUGAAUUACAGCUCCUCUGCCGCCCGCGUCCAACUUUCUCCUCUUAGAGACAGUUCGCAGCAUUUAAGAGACAUUUCGGAAACUCGCAGAGCUAGAGAUCAAGCCAUCCAGGAGCUCCAGAAAGAAGUGGUUCAGCUCAGACACCACUUGGAGACCUCCCUAAGUCGCCCGUCCGCACAAGAGAAACCAACUGAGAAUCGGCACUUAUCCAACUUUCAGAUUCCACGGGAGGAAAGAGCUCCACAUUUUGCCCAUGUUCGGACUACACCUCUAUCCAAUGGAGAAGCAACUGUGAAAGUAUCAAGAGCAGAACCACCCAAUGCCAACUCCACGGUACCAGACAUUGGUUCUGCUCAACACUCAAAGGGAAGACACGUCUAUGGGGAUUAUACGGGAACGCUGUAUCAUCUCCCGGAAACAUCUCCCAGUCAUCGAACCCAACAGGCAACUAUACCCAGCUGUCAGCGAUGCCAAGGCAACAGACGCAGGAGCCUUGAACAUGUAAGAUCUCCUGUGGACGUUGACCCAAGCUCUCCUGUGCCGUCCUCUUGUCCCUUGUGUAAUGAGAGCAAUGACUCUGCUGAUACCCAGAGACCUGCAGGACUAUCGAACCAUCAUGUAAACAGGCGAAGGCAGAGGUCUCUGAAGGCACCUCCUUUUGGGCAUUGGAUCCUAAAUCAGACUCCUCCAGUAACCUAUAUACAAACCCCGCUCAUCUCAUACAGCUCUCCAGUAAUGUACAGCCCUUCACCCAACUAUUAUGUUCCUAUGGGAUACAGUGUACCAGAGAUACGUCCUCCACGUACCUUUACCCCACCACCAAGCUUUUCCGAUACUGAUGACCUACGUUGGCCCCUGAAUCGGGCACUAGAGGCAGCCAAGGAGCUGAAAGUGACAAGCAAGAGAAUGUGCCGCUCUUUGACCUCAGACCUUGGCUUUCAUCGCAAUUUCCGAGGAUCGUGUCUUUUCUAGUUGGGGACUUGAGAUAAGGAGGGAGCAUUAUUGCACUAUACUUAAUAUGUUCCUAAUAUGUAGUGGAGAAACUCCAUGUUAGCAUUUGUUCAGUCAUAGGCAGCAGAAAACGCACACUCAAUCAUUCUAGUAUUUAGAAAACCAGUCCGUUUAUCCUGGAGAGGUAUGUUUGCAGUGGUAGAUUCGGUACAAUUUGAGAGGUUAACUAUUUUUUGGCUGGCAACAUGAGCUUGUAUCUAGUAGACUUACACACAAAUCCGUUUCACCUGCGUCGCAUGAAUCAAAUUACGGCUAAUC
This is a messenger RNA of Pelobates fuscus (common spadefoot toad), 4612 nucleotides long. RefSeq names its product AT-hook transcription factor (gene AKNA). Gene Ontology annotation, cellular component: centrosome. The transcript has 22 exons. The record is from RefSeq and is a predicted model, not a curated record. Gene Ontology annotation, biological process: neuroblast delamination; neuroblast division in subventricular zone; epithelial to mesenchymal transition. The coding region runs from base 122 to 4315 and encodes 1397 amino acids. Lineage: Eukaryota; Metazoa; Chordata; Amphibia; Anura; Pelobatidae.